CGCAUAGACAGGAGCCAAAGCCAGAUGAAUUGCGGUACAUUAUUUUUCAACUUCAAAAAUGCUAUUAAGCUUGAUGAUUUCGUGAAAACCUCUGUUGUCCUGGCGCCACGAUUUCUUUGUAUAAUAUACUUACAAGAUGAGCAAUGAACAAUCAACCUCCCGUGCUCGCCCAAACUAUGCGCCUUUAACCCAAGCCGAGCGCAACAAUGAAGAUUCGGAAUGGGUGACAACUCACAUGGUUGCUAACGAUCAAGAAGUGCUGAACCAAAUCAAAAUCAUAAUUGGUGGACACUUUCUUGGCAACUGGGCUACGUACACGGAUGUUGACCCCAAGGUCCGUGAACUUUGGUAGAACCUGUUCAAGGCCUGGUUUUGCUGGACUGAAGAACAAGACCCGCUAUUCUAAGGGCCCGCUAUUCUAAGGGCGUACAAUGCCAGAGUUUUAAACGGGCUUCGUCCCACUUUUAAGCGUGCUCGAGCCAGUGGGGUAAGGUCUCAAUGGUGUUCAGAUGAGGUAUGGGAAAACCUCGUCCGCCACUGGUCUUCGGAUCCGACUUUCUUGGCUAGAAGCGAAGCCGGGAAGAAAAAUCGGAUGUUCGAGAAGGCAUUGACGACACAAUGGCACGGAGGCCGCUAACCUCAUCGUAAACUUAAAGAAGCUCUUGCGGGGCCUCAAAAGAAGAGGGUUUCUAUCCUCAAGGUCAUCAAACAUUGUUGGACUCCGCACGGUGAUGAGUCGGAAGCCGAUCUGCCACCCCGCAUUGCUAAAAUCGAAACGAAGUAUAACGCAAAUGUUGAGAAGAAGCGGGCGGAACUAGGCUUAACGCAGGAAGAUGACAUCGAUUCUGAUGUGGAAGAUGAUGCGAUCCUUGAGGCAGCUGGGGUGUACAAGGGUCGGCUUCCGUGCCUCGGGGCUGAGGGGCAACGUAUUUUGUACGAUCGCAGUGGCAGCGGAGCUUCAUCAUCUUCUCGAUCUAGGCGGGGAGAGGAUCCACGCAUCGCCCAAUUGCAGCGAGAAUUGGAGGAGCUGCAGCGGGCAUUUGAACAGCAACGGAAGGAUGAUGAAGAAACAAGGGCCCGGUUGGAAGCAAUGGAACGGAUCGUUGUCGGAUAUCAGCCUUCGCCUCAGCCUCUUCCUCGGCCAUACAUGUUGGAUGUUGAGCAGACUCCUCAGGUUCCGCACAUGAGUCAUAUGGGUUAUCACUCUAACUCCGAAUAUGGUGCCAUGCCUGCAAUGGGUUCGACAUUUGGAUCUCUGUCGUCUGAUAUUCUCAAUCAGUUUCAAUCAUCCGGUGGAGGCAACCGAGGAAGCAACCGAGGAAGCAACCGAGGAGGCAACCGAGGAGGCAGUCGAGACAGUCGAGGAGGUACCCGACCCUUAGACACCGUGGAUGCUGAAGAGGAUCAUCAUCGUGAUUAUGAUGAUAAUGAUGAUGCAUAUGAUUAUGAUGAUUCUAAUUUUUAUCAUAAUGGAGUCCGACGUGCGGGCAUGUAAUAUUGUUUAACAUUGUAUGAAUUUUGUUUUUAUAAUUCAGUCUCUAAUAACAUUUUUUAUGUUUAACA
This is a messenger RNA of Cuscuta europaea, 1563 nucleotides long. Lineage: Eukaryota; Viridiplantae; Streptophyta; Magnoliopsida; Solanales; Convolvulaceae. The record is from the annotation of a GenBank genome assembly.